UUGCUCCCUUUUUCCCAGAUGAGCAACAAGCGCUCCAACAGUUUCCGAAGAGCCAUCCUCCAGGGGAGCAGGCAGUUAAAAGGCUGCAGUCUCAGAGAUGAGGUUGGCUUGGGACUAUCCCAACGUUUAGUCCGCCAUGUGGCCUAUGAGACGUUGCCCCGUGAGGUUGACCGCAAGUGGUACUUUGACAGCUACUCAUACUGCCCCCCUCCCUGGUUCAUCCUGGCUAUUACAAUUGCAGAGGUAGCAGUGUUCAUGUAUUAUGGAUUCCAGCUGGAACGCAUGAUUCUACAGGUGUCCAGCCCGUCUUUCUUAAAGAGCCCUCUACCUUAUCACCCCCAACUUCGAGCCCAAAUCUGGAGGUAUUUCAGCUACAUUUUCAUGCAUACAGGGAUUGAACAUUUGAGCCUGAAUAUGGCCAUGCAACUGCUGGUGGGUGUCCCUUUAGAAAUGGUCCAUGGCGCUCUUAGGAUCGGACUGGUCUACAUGUGUGGUGUUCUAGCAGGAUCUCUGGCAGUGUCCGUUACUGAUAUGACAGCACCUGUGGUUGGAUCAUCUGGGGGUGUAUAUGCUCUGGUGUCAGCACAUUUGGCUAAUGUAGUAAUGAACUGGUCAGGCAUGAAAUGUCAGUUUAAGUUAUUCCGGAUGGCCAUGGCUCUAGUUUGCAUGAGUGUUGAGUUUGGACGAGCAGUGUGGCUGCGGUUCUACCCCCCGGCCUUCCCUCCAUGCCCCAACCCCAGCUUUGUGGCUCACCUGGGUGGGGUAGUGGUGGGCCUGACACUGGGUGUGGUGAUCCUACAGAACUACGAGCAGCGUCUCCAGGAGCAGUCUCUGUUUUGGAUAUUUUUCUGUGUUUACACUUUGUUUGUGCUCUGUGCUGUAUUCUGGAACAUUUUUGCCUACAGCCUGCUUGAUGUGAGAAUUCCCCCCGCACCAUGA
Messenger RNA from Menidia menidia (Atlantic silverside), 939 nucleotides. The record is from the annotation of a GenBank genome assembly. NCBI's taxonomy places the organism in Eukaryota, Metazoa, Chordata, Actinopteri, Atheriniformes, Atherinopsidae.